CCAUGACUUCGAGCGUGCGGCAAGACAACUCGUCGAGUCGGCCGCCGCGUCCCGCAGAAUGGGCUGCUCUCCACAGCUCCUGCUCCUGCUGCUCCUUCGCCUAACCGGAGACGCCAACCCUUGCGCCGUACCCUACGGAGUCAUCGAGGUGCUGAAGACGUCAAAGAGAUCCCUGGCUGGUCCUAUUGUCCACUCGCCGGAAUCGUGGGGCGCUUCCGAGCCUCGAGCGUGGAGAGCACCGGAAGAUCGCUCCGGCUACAAGCCUCUCCAGGUAUUCCAGACGACCAUGGUGCUCACCGACGAAGAAUAUUUUGCUUCCUUUCACCCUGACGAAUCACAACGCAAUGAACAAACGUACGGUCGGGACCUACCUGCUGAUGGAACAGCUCAGCACGUCGUUGAAGGAGGCAAAAAGAUGCCAACGCAGGACCGGAACAAGAGCAAGAGAGUGGAGUCCAUGUCAAAAGACGUCUACCCGAUUUCUCCUAAGGCCGACGUCCGGAUCUUGAGGAGUCACCUGGAAGGUUUCUUGAGCGACAUGAGGAACGAUCUUAGCAAGGACCUCAAAGAGGAAGCGAGGGUCCGCAUCUUUAACGGAUUCCUCGAGUACGGACUAGACACUCGCUACCAGAACUUUAGCGGAGAACUGUACCGGGACCUGAUAGACGGUCAAUCGACAUCUGGCGUGAAUAUAAUUGGAGUACUUCCCGGUAAGUACCGUAGAACGCCGAAGGACCACAUCAUUGUGCUCGGAGCCCACUACGACACAUUUCAAGAGACCAAAGGGGUCAACGACAACGGAUCGGGGAUUGCUGCGCUGCUCGAAGUGGCGAGAGUCCUCACCCAUCACCGCUGUACGCUCGACUACACGGUCAUGUUUGUUGCGCUGGACAUGGAAGAAAUUGGUUGCGUCGGAAGCUAUUAUUUCGUGCACGACUUCCUCAUACCGAGCGAACUGCUCCGAGACUCGUCCAAGUUUCAAGGGGCCAUUAUUCUAGACACCAUAUUACACUACAACAAUUCAAGGCACUCCCAGGACAUACCCAAGGACUUUCAGAGCGCCAGCCCAGAUGUUGCCUAUGCGAUAGCGGCGGACGGCUACCGUGGCAAUUUCCUGGCCAGCAUGUCACGGUGGCAGCUGGACAGCCGGCUCACCCUGGCGUUUGCCCGGGCCUGGGACCAGCAGGAGCGACCGCGCUACCGGUUGCACAGCUUGUCCAUCCCCUUGGGGGCCCAGCCACUCACCGUCAGCCUCGCCACACACCUCAACUUCCUCAGGAGUGACCACGUAAUGUUCUGGUACCACAGCCACCCUUCCUACAAGAACAGCCUUAGUGCUAUCCUCCUCACGGACACUGGUCCGUUUCGCGGCACAAUGCGCAGCUGCUACCACGAAGCAUGUGAUGACGUCCGGGGAUUAACUGAUCUCAACCUGCACUUUGUUCAAAAGACUACCAAUGCGCUGGUUGCGCUAUUAACGGAUUUGGCUAAGGGAUCAUGUACAGCAUCAGCACCAAGUUCGGCCUCAAAAUUUCGGCUAGCAGAAGAACGCAAUGCAUCGUUAAGUAACCACAUAACAUCCAACUUCAUUGUCUUAUUUAUUCUGUUAUUACUACACUGUAAAUAAAACUUUCACACUACAUAGAAA
Molecule: messenger RNA, 1648 nt
Organism: Ixodes scapularis (black-legged tick)
Lineage: Eukaryota; Metazoa; Arthropoda; Arachnida; Ixodida; Ixodidae
Exons: 8
Coding region: 59-1627 (522 amino acids)
Biological process (GO): proteolysis
Molecular function (GO): metalloexopeptidase activity
Source: RefSeq, a predicted model, not a curated record